CUCUGUUUCUCUUCUCUGUUCUGUGCUUUCUGUCUCGAUAUGGCAAAAGCCUCCACCUUCAAACGCCAACUCUCUUGUUCAGUUCCAAUCUGAUUACUAUAUUUGUCGUUUUUUUCCCCUUAAUUUUGUAAAUACAUCUGUAAAUUUGCAAGAAAUCAUGUUUCAAAGAAAAAAAAUAUAAAAAGCUUGAUUAUUUUGUUUUGCUUUGUUUUUUUAAUAAAAUUCGAGGAAAUGGGUUUCUAGUUUUGAUCACGAAACUUUAACUUUGGAGCCUUUUUAGCAAAACCCGUUUAUUUUUUUUAUCAAUCUUAAGCUGAUACCCAGCCUUAAGUUUUCAUCUCUUUCUCUUUCUCUUUUUUAUUUUUUGUUUUUGAUCGCAAAAAACCAGAACCUUCGAGGCUUUGAAGCAAAACCCAUUUCAUGUUAUAUCAAUCUUAAGCUGAUUCCCAGUUCAAGUUUCAAUACUUGAGGUUAAUGGGUUCUUAGUUUCGAUCACAGAAAUCAAAGCUUUUGAGCCUGUGGAAAACCCAUUUUCAACAUAUCAAUUUUGAGCUGAUCAUCAUCUUCAAAGAUGAUGUCUAUGCUGAAAAACCCAGAUUUCACUGAGGACUUAGGGAAGCUUAUUAGGGACCAAAAGCAUCAAGAUGGGGCAACCGACAGUAUAUCGAGUGAUCUAGAGAAGGAACUGAACAUUUAUAGAAGUGGCUCAGCUCCUCCUACUGUGGAAGGUUCAUUGAACUCAAUUGGUGGCUUAUUUAACAGUAAAGGUGGAAUCUUGAGUGAGGAGGAGCUCAGGGCUGAUCCAGCCUAUGUGAACUACUAUUAUUCCAAUGGGAAUCUGAACCCAAGAUUGCCUCCUCCACUGUUGUCAAGGGAGGAUUGGAGGUUUGCUCAGAGGUUGCAAGGAGGGAAUGGGAAUAAUGGGAACAAUGGGAGCGAUGAGAAUAGGUCACUUUUUGCGGUGCAGCCAGGGUUUGGAGAGGAGGAGGAGAAUGGUGGUGGUGGUAGUGGGGUAAAGUGGGGAGGAGGAGAUGGGUUGAUAGGGCUGCCUGGGUUGGGGGGUCUGGGAACUAGGCAGAAGAGCAUUGCUGAGAUCUUUCAGGAUGAUAUAAAUCAUGUAACGAAUGCCUCAAGGCACCCAUCUCGUCCAGCUAGCCGCAAUGCAUUUGAUGAUGGAAAUGGAAGUUCUGAAGCCCAAUUUGCUAAUCUGCAUCAUGAAUUAACAUCUGUUGAUGCUUUACGCUUUAGUGCAAAUAAACCAGGAAUGCCUUCAGUCCAAAAUGUUGGUUCCUCAGCUUCUCAUACUUAUGCUUCUGCUUUGGGUCUAUCCUUGUCAAGAAGUACCACCCCUGAUCCUCAACUUGCAGCUAGGGCUCCUAGUCCUCGCAUUCCACCCAUUGGUGGCCGGUCUAGUUCCAUGGACAAAAGAAGUGUGACCGGUUCAAAUUCAUUCAAUGGUGUCAGUUCCAACAGUUUUAAUGGUAUCUCAGCAAGUGUGGGUGAGUCUGCAGAGCUAGUUGCUGCUUUGUCUGGCUUGAAUCUGUCAACAAAUGGUGUGAUAGAUAAAGAGAAUCAUUCACGGUCACAGGCUCAUCAUGGAAUUGAUGACAACCAGAAUCUCAUCAAUCGACAGGUUGAUCAGAAGCAUAUCAAACAAAAUUCAUACCUGAAUAAGUUGGAACCUGAACAUUUUCAUUCACAUUCUAUUGCUCAGUCUGCUAAAGGACCCUAUUUGAAUAUGGGUAAAAGCAGUGGAGUUGGUAUGGACUUUAAGAAGUCUUCUUUAAUGGCUGAUGGACAGGUUGAACUCCGUAAAUCUGCUAACUCAUACUCGAAGGGAUCUUCUACACCCACAGUCAAUGGUGCAGGAAGUCCUCCGAACCACCAGAAUCUGGAUAACAUGAAUUCUCCAUUUCCAAACUAUGGCUUAAGUGGCUUCUCUAUAAAUCCUUCAUCACCCCCCAUGAUGGGAAACCAACUUGGGACUGGUUCUUUGCCACCUUUAUUUGAAAAUGUUGCUGCUCUGUCUGCAAUGGGAGGAACUGGCUUGGAAUCUAGAGCACUGGCAGGAGGUUUGGCUAUGAAUCCAAAUUUGAUGGCUGCAGCAGUGGAACUGCAGAAUCUUAGUAGAUUGGGAAACCAUAAUUCAGGAAAUGCUCUCCAAGCACCACUCUUGGACCCAUUGUAUCUUCAGUACUUGAGAUCAAAUGAAUUAGCUGCUGCACAGGUUGCAGCUCUCAAUGAUGCCAUGGUUGAUAGGGAGUACAGUGGUAAUUCAUACAUGGAUUUGCUUGGUAUUCAAAAAGCUUACUUAGGGGCACUUCUUUCACCACAGAAAUCAUACUAUGGAAAUCCUGCGCUUGCUCUUGGCAUGUCAUAUCCUGGAAGUCCCCUAGCAGGUCCCCUUUUUCCAAACUCUGCUGUAGGGUCUGGAAGUCCUGUCCGACACAGUGAGCGAAACAUGCGCUUUGCUUCUGGGUUGAGGAAUGUGCCUGGUGGAGUCAUGGGGGCUUGGCAUUCAGAAGCUGCUGGUAACUUGGAUGAAAGUUUUGCAUCCUCUUUGCUAGAUGAAUUUAAAAGCAACAAAACUAAAUGUUUUGAACUUUCAGAAAUUGCAGGUCAUGUUGUUGAGUUCAGUGCCGAUCAGUAUGGGAGUCGAUUUAUUCAGCAGAAACUUGAGACAGCCACAAUAGAAGAGAAAAAUAUGGUUUUCCAUGAAAUCAUGCCCCAAGCACUUUCUUUAAUGACUGAUGUGUUUGGUAAUUAUGUGAUUCAAAAGUUUUUUGAGCAUGGAUCUGCAUCCCAAAUAAGAGAACUGGCUGACCAGCUGACUGGGCAUGUGUUGACGCUUAGCCUUCAAAUGUAUGGCUGUCGAGUGAUUCAGAAGGCUAUAGAGGUUGUUGAGCUAGACCAGAAGACUAGAAUGGUCAAAGAGCUUGAUGGACAUGUUAUGCGCUGUGUACGUGAUCAAAACGGGAACCAUGUUAUCCAGAAGUGUAUAGAAUGCGUACCUGAAGAUGCUAUUCAGUUUAUUGUUUCAACAUUUUACGAUCAAGUUGUGACACUAUCCACUCAUCCAUAUGGUUGUCGAGUGAUUCAGAGAGUCCUAGAGCAUUGUCAUGAAGCAAAAACCCAACAUAUAAUGAUGGAUGAGAUUUUGCAGUCUGUUUGCAUGUUGGCUCAAGACCAAUAUGGGAAUUAUGUUGUACAGCAUGUUCUGGAGCAUGGGAAACCACAUGAGCGCUCUGCAAUAAUCAAGAAACUAACUGGGCAGAUAGUUCAAAUGAGCCAGCAGAAGUUUGCAUCUAAUGUUAUAGAAAAGUGUUUAACUUUUGGAACUCCUGUAGAACGCCAAAACCUGGUCGAUGAGAUGCUUGGUUCCACUGAUGAAAAUGAGCCCCUUCAGGUGAUGAUGAAAGAUCAGUUUGCAAACUAUGUUGUACAGAAAGUGCUGGAAACCUGUGAUGACCAGCAGCUUGAAUUAAUUCUCAACCGAAUAAAGGUUCACUUGAAUGCUUUGAAGAAGUAUACUUACGGGAAGCACAUAGUUGCACGUGUAGAGAAACUUGUUGCAGCUGGAGAGCGGAGGAUCAGCAUUCUGACUCCAAACCCGGCAGCUUAGAUGGUGUAGGAAAUGAACUUGUUGUACAGCUAACUGGGGUUAGUAUGAGCGCCUCUCUCUUUCUUCUUUCUUUUUCAUGUCUAAUGACAGCCCCGUCUAUUUUUUUGGGAUAGAUGGGAGCUGGUUGAAAAUAAAUAUUGUCGGUUGUACUUAAAACUGUACAUUGUAGUUGGAGGAUAUACCUAGAAUCAGGUUAGCUGAGGCUCAGAUGGUGAACAAGCUGAGGCCUUUAUCUGCAGAGGAGAUAAAAAGUUAUUGUACACGUUUUAAGGUUGUAAAAAGGGAGCAGGUAGUAAAUUUGUGAUCAUGACUGUACAAAUUUAUCAGGUUGAGAGAGCCUUUGUGUUUAGGAGUCUGGAAUUUUUCUUCUGUAUGGAAUUAUCUUUUUCCUGAUUUAAUGAACUUUUCCCAUACCG
This is a messenger RNA of Theobroma cacao (cacao), 4038 nucleotides long. Its product is annotated as pumilio homolog 1-like. Lineage: Eukaryota; Viridiplantae; Streptophyta; Magnoliopsida; Malvales; Malvaceae. Gene Ontology annotation, molecular function: mRNA binding. Gene Ontology annotation, biological process: post-transcriptional regulation of gene expression. The record is from RefSeq and is a predicted model, not a curated record. Gene Ontology annotation, cellular component: cytoplasm.